AUGCUUGGCGUGGACGGCUUGUUGCGAAUUGGCCUUGCCCGUGAGAGAGUGUGCGCGUGUUUUAUUCAGUUCGUCGCCCGACCAGCAACCACGCUGAAUUUCGGUGACUUAGGGAGCCCGUACUCGGGUAUGUCGGGCACCCCAGAAUCGCACGAGGAGCUCAAGCAGCCCUCGUUCAUGGAGCUGCCGCAGCAGGGCAUCCCUGGGAUGCACCCGGCGGCGUACGGGCGGCCACUCGGCUACCCUGGCCAGCAGCACGUCUCCCAGUACGACCCGACGCACGCCAACCGGACGCUCAGCUACCACUUCCCGACAAUGCACGGGCCGCUGCAGAACUCCUACUCGGGCUACCCGUCGCUGGGCGCGUACCACACGCCCACGUGCCCCUCUCCGCCCAUCAGGGAAGACGACGACAAGCUGACGGAAGGCGUGCGGGUGAACGGCAAGGGCAAGAAGAUGCGGAAGCCGCGCACGAUAUACUCGUCACUGCAGCUGCAGCAGCUGAACCGGCGGUUCCAGCGGACGCAGUACCUGGCGCUACCAGAGCGGGCCGAGCUAGCCGCCAGUCUAGGUCUCACGCAGACGCAG
Molecule: messenger RNA, 588 nt
Organism: Pollicipes pollicipes
Lineage: Eukaryota; Metazoa; Arthropoda; Thecostraca; Pollicipedomorpha; Pollicipedidae
Product: homeobox protein DLX-1
Biological process (GO): regulation of transcription by RNA polymerase II
Molecular function (GO): DNA-binding transcription factor activity, RNA polymerase II-specific; RNA polymerase II cis-regulatory region sequence-specific DNA binding
Source: RefSeq, a predicted model, not a curated record